AUGUCAAUUCCAGGAUUUGGUGGUGGUGAUACUUCCACUUUCCGUCCGGAAGAUAGUAUUCAAGUUGAAAUACCUGGGUUUUCAGAGUGGAGAUUCGAAGUUCCUCAUAAAACUAUCUUAAAAUUUAAGAUUAUUGAUGGGAUUGGAGAAAUCUUUGGAACUGAAUUGCCACUUAAUGUUGAAUUACAACUUACUGGGGUUAAAUAUGCCAUAUAUGCUCCAUUAUCGAAUGGAUGUAAGUUGGAAUAUACCACUUUACAAAACAAAGCUGUCAUAACUAAUGAAGAUGAAGAAAUAUCAGAAUAUUUAAGUAAUGAAACUCAAGCUCAAACAACUUAUAUCAAUUUACAUUUAGGUUUGGAGACUAUUCGACAAGAAACUAGAGAUUCUAAUAUUUUGAAUCCAAAGGAUUUGAAACAAGGUCCAAAAGUUUUAAUCAUUGGAAAUCCUGGAUCAGGUAAAACAUCUUUAGCGAAGACUCUUGUUGGGUAUGCUAAUAAAAUGGAUAGUCGUCCUAUUUUAGUCAAUUUAAAUCCAAGAGAUGGUGUCUUUUGCUUACCAGGUUCCAUAUCAGCUACACCAAUAAGUGAUACCUUAGAUGUUGAAAGCACAAAUGGAUAUGGUUUCACUACUACAACUGGUAGUAUGAAUCAUAAUCCAAAACAACCCAUCAUUAAAAACUAUGGAUUUUCCGAUAUCAAUCAGAAUUUAGACUUGUAUAAAUAUCAAAUAUCAAAGCUUGGUGUCACAGUCUUGUCCAGAUUGGAAGAAGACUUAUCCAUUAGAAAUAGUGGGAUAGUUAUUGAUACUCCGCCUUUAUCAAUAAAAGAUUUCACCAUCAUUGAAAAUAUAGUAUCUGAUUUUGAAGUGGAUAUAAUAGUUAUAAUGGGGAAUGAAAGAUUAUUAAUUGAUUUAAAGAAAAAAUUCAAACAUAAAUUAUCCCAAUUACAAAUUAUAAAAGUUCCAAUUAGUGGAGGUGUGGCUGAAGUUGAUGAAGGUUUCAUAAGAAGAAGUCAAGAAGAAACUAUCAAGGAAUAUUUUAAUGGUAAUCAUAAAACAAGAUUAUCUCCAUUCAAGACUGAUAUCGAUGCCAAAGAUUUAAUAAUAUAUAAAGCUGUUCUUGCACUGGAUAUCGCAUCCACGUUGGCGUUUUUACCUUCGGCUGAUUCAUAUGCUGCUGAUGAAGAUGAGAAUUCAGAAGUUAAAUCGAAAACUGAUGAUAGUUUAACUAAAUAUUAUUCAUUAUUGACUGAGCCAAGUUCAUCCAACUUGGAUAAUUCCAUCAUGGCUAUAACCCAGUUACCACAAACUAAUAAUCUGGGAAAGGAUUUAUUGAAUACAAGUAUAAAGGGUUAUGUUCAUGUUUCAAAAUAUGAGGAUGAAAAGCAUAAAAUGAAGAUACUACUUCCAUUUGCUGGUGCAUUUCCAAAACAUGUUUUAAUAUCUACUAAUAUUGGGUUUAACGAAUAA
Scheffersomyces coipomensis is the source of this 1470-nucleotide messenger RNA. RefSeq names its product cleavage polyadenylation factor subunit. Gene Ontology annotation, cellular component: mRNA cleavage factor complex; nucleus. NCBI's taxonomy places the organism in Eukaryota, Fungi, Ascomycota, Pichiomycetes, Serinales, Debaryomycetaceae. The transcript has a single exon. The coding region runs from base 1 to 1470 and encodes 489 amino acids. The record is from RefSeq and is a predicted model, not a curated record. Gene Ontology annotation, biological process: tRNA splicing, via endonucleolytic cleavage and ligation. Gene Ontology annotation, molecular function: polynucleotide 5'-hydroxyl-kinase activity; ATP hydrolysis activity.